Myotis myotis is the source of this 1235-nucleotide messenger RNA. RefSeq names its product stromal cell derived factor 2 (gene SDF2). NCBI's taxonomy places the organism in Eukaryota, Metazoa, Chordata, Mammalia, Chiroptera, Vespertilionidae. The transcript has 4 exons. Bases 182 to 850 code for a protein of 222 amino acids. The record is from RefSeq and is a predicted model, not a curated record.
GAGCGAGCCGAUUGGAAGCAACCAGGCCUAGCCGGUUCCCCCGGCCGCUCUGGCCAAAGGAACCAUAAAGACCAAACUAGGACUUCUUCAUUUCCUCCUCUCUAUGGUUCCGCUUGCAGCUUCCGGUUCCGGGGCGGGGCCAAGUUACUUCGGGGGUUAGGGACUCUGUAGCACCGCUAGGAUGGCUGUGGUUUCGCUGCUGUUGUUCGGGGGAUUGUGGAGCGCGGUAGGAGCGUCCAAUCUGGCUGUGGUUACCUGCGGUUCUGUGGUAAAACUACUCAAUACGCGCCACAACGUGCGGCUGCACUCACACGACGUGCGCUACGGGUCAGUAAUCUCCAGGUCCGCCCAUGCUGUUGCAAACGGUAGUGGGCAGCAGUCAGUGACAGGUGUGACCUCUGUGGAUGACAGCAAUAGUUACUGGAGGAUACGGGGGAAGACCUCCACAGUUUGUGAGAGAGGAACACCCAUCAAAUGUGGCCAGCCCAUUCGGCUGACACAUGUCAACACUGGCCGAAACCUCCAUAGUCACCACUUCACCUCACCUCUUUCUGGAAACCAGGAAGUGAGUGCUUUUGGUGAGGAAGGUGAAGGUGAUUAUCUGGAUGACUGGACAGUGCUCUGUUCGGGGCCCUACUGGGUGAGGGAUGGUGAGGUGCGGUUCAAGCAUUCUUCCACCGAGGUUCUGCUGUCUGUCACAGGAGAACAAUAUGGUCGACCCAUCAGUGGGCAAAAAGAGGUGCAUGGCAUGGCUCAGGCAAGCCCGAACAACUACUGGAAAGCUAUGGAAGGCAUCUUCAUGAAACCCAGUGAGUUGUUGAAGGCAGAAGCCCACCAUGCGGAGCUCUGAGUCUGGAGGCUGUGAGCCACUGUCACCACACAGUGUUCAUAGACACCUGCUGCUGCUUCACCGUGGGAUCCCUGCCACGGGUUUCCUGGGCAUUGGCCAUGUCACCACUGAGAUGAAGAUGGUCGGCAGAAAACUGACUCUGUUUGGAGGCUUCGCCUUUUACAGUUGAAAUGGUUGUUCUCUCAGACUUGGAUCUGUUCUUUUUGAGUACAAGACUUGUUUGUGAAGGAGCAGGUGCUUUUAAUUCCUACUGAUAAAACAGAAACACAAAUUUCCUAGUUGGGAAAUUUUUACUCUUCAAAAACAUGGCAUCAUGGAUUAUUAAUGUGUGUGACUUUUCCCCUGCUUGCUUUCUCCAAAAUGCUAAAAAAGAAUUUCAUUGUUA